Molecule: messenger RNA, 2076 nt
Organism: Auanema sp. JU1783
Lineage: Eukaryota; Metazoa; Nematoda; Chromadorea; Rhabditida; Rhabditidae
Source: the annotation of a GenBank genome assembly
AUGAAUGACGAACUGCUCAAACCCGAAUUCGUUCAGAGUGAUACAGAUCUUUUGAAUAUCAAACAAGGGCAAGUAGCUGGCAAUUUGCUUUAUUCUGAUCCAACACUCAACUUAGAUAGAAAUCCUAUAGAGCAUUCACAGCAACAUUUGAUUAGUGAUCACUCAAUUGAUAUUACACCACUUACAUCCCAAUAUAAUCUUGAUUGUUCUUCAUCUAUCAAUAUCAAUACCGGCAAAAGUGCCAUCGAGAUACGCGAUCAGCAUUAUGAGAAGCAAAAGAAGUAUGCGGCUGAAGGGAAAAAGAAAUCACGACAGGUCACCUCAAUUGAUUUUGAAGGAAUUCUUGAUGUUAUCGGAGGAUGUGAUCGGUGGCAAGUUCUAGUUUAUUUAUUCAUUUCUGCACAGCAGGUUCCUCAUGCCAUGUUCAAUUUGAGUGUUGUUUAUAUGAUGUAUCAACCAGAUCAUUGGUGUAAAAUUCCAUAUUUCAAUGAGGCUUCGUUUCGGAAUGAAUCAACUGUCGAUUACUCUUGGGAUCAGAUUCUCAAUUCGAGUGUUGCUUUUCCAAUGAAACCGAAUAAGCAAAGGAAAAGAGAUUGGCAUUCUCAAUGUGAUUAUUACGAUAGAGAUUAUAUUCAUCUGAAGACACAACCUUGGGCAAGUUUGCUUAACCUCUCUACAGAUGUUUCAACUUUGCCAUGUAGUCAAUGGGAAUAUGAUCAAUCUGUUAUGAAAAAGACAGUUGUGACUGAAUGGAAUAGAGUUUGUGAUAAUAACUGGAGCCGUGCUCAUGUUCAUCUAAGUUAUUCAUUAGGAUAUCUAUUCGGAUGUUUCUUGGGAGGAUUUGUUAGUGACAGAUAUGGAAGGAAAACUGCAAUUUUCGGGUUCAGCAUCCUUUCUGCCAUCUUUGGACUUAGCUUAGUAUACACACCUGAGUUCGAGAUGUUUCUUGUGAUUCGUUUCCUGCUCGCAGCUAGUAACGAAGCUGCUGAUUUGGCAGCUUAUGUACUCUGCAUGGAGAUAACUGGUGUGAAGUAUCGUUCGAUAGUUGGGUCACUUCUGCAGGCACCAUGGGCUCUAGGCUAUGCAUUAUUAGCUUUUGUGGCGUUCUUAACAAAGUCUUGGGACACUAUCCAGUUAAUAACUGUAAUUCUCCAUGUCAUGAGUGUUGUUCUUCUGUACUUUGUUCCCGAGUCACCACGUUGGUUGAUAAUGAAAGACAAGGUGACAGAAGCUGAACCUAUCAUACGGAAAGCUUGUAUACUCAACAAUCGAGCAUUGCCAAGCGAUCUGGGACUGGUACGCCAUGCUGAAAAACAGAAAAUUCUCAAGACGGGUGAACAACCAACAUUCUUCCAUCUGUUUCGAACAGCAGAACUUCGUUUCCGGUACAUAGUUCUACUUAUCGUUUGGAUAGCAACAGCUUUAGUCUACUACGGCUUGGUUAUUGCUUUAUCAGACCAAUCUUCUCCGGGCAGGUCUGUGUUCGAUGGAAACUUUUUUUUGAACAAUGCUAUUGCUGGCGCCAUUGAACUACCCACAUUGGUGUGCUGUGUCUUCCUCCUAAAUUAUGGAAGAAAAAAGUCCCAAAUGAUCACUUUGAUAGGAGCAGGAACGCUGUUGUUAGCUGCCAUGUGGGCAACAAUCAGAUCAAAAACAACAACAGCUCUCGUCUGUAUGCUUUUGGGCAAGGCCUUCAUACAAGGAGCCUUUAAUAUUUUGUACAUUUUUACUUCUGAACUCAGUCCAACUGUAGUUCGGAACACUGCUGUCGGCAUAUCAUCGAUGAUGGCUCGGAUGGGAGCAGGAGCUUCUGGAUAUAUAGCCAUCUUGAGUGACGUUACGCUAGCAACAGUUCCUAUGCUUAUAUUCGCAAUAUUUUCCUUAUGUGCUGGAGUACUUGUGUUGUUUUUGCCAGAAACACAGUAUUUGCCAUUACCAGAUACAAUCUCGGAUGCUGUGAUGAUGCGAACAAGAGGCAAAUCUCCAUGUGAUCAUAAAGCUAGUACAUUCGAAACAGAGUCUUUACAUGAUGACGACACAUAUCGGAAGGCCACUUCAGAUGUUGAACAGAAUUAG